AUGACGGCUCUCCGUCUGUGCUUCUUCUCCCUCUUCUGCCUCGCCGCCUCCCAAAAGAUCCCCAGGCUGAAGCUGAUCCCGACAGAUCGUUUGAAUGCCAGCUUUGCGGAAAAAGCGGAGCUGCUGGUCCUUUUUCACGAUGCCGGUUCUGACCAGCUCUUUAUCGGAGGCCGCGAGCAGCUGUGGAUUCUAACAUUCAAGGACUCUGCGGUCACUCCGACACAGAUACAGCUGAGUGCUGACGAAAAGGUGAAGGCGGACUGCAAGAAGAAGCAGAGGGCGGACCAGGAGUGCCACAACUUCAUCAAGGUGAUCCAGAGGCUGAACGCCACCAACAUCAUCGUCUGCGGCACCAACGCGGCUUCUCCCAAGUGUUGGCUUCUGGACAACAACAACACCUAUUAUGAAAGCCAUACCUUCAAAAUCAACGCAGGAAACAUCGUCCCGGCACUCCCUUCUCAAACCGCGGUGACCAUCGCAGUAGAUGGCAACCUAUAUUCUGCACUGUCGGGAAGCAAGAGCAUCAUACAGAGGAGCUAUGGAACCAAACGCCUGAUUAAGACCGAAGACAACUGGCUGACCAGAGCGGAGUUUGUCAGCGCUGCCCUGCUGGCGGACAGCAAUAAAGUCAACGACGAAAUUUACUUCUUUUACAACGAGGUGAACAACAGCGCCGGACUGGACGAUGAGCCUUACAAAGCUCAGCUCGGGCGUGUGUGCAAGGUGGAUGAAGGUGGAAAGAACAUGCUGAUAGAUUCCUGGACCACCUUCCUGAAGGCAAGGCUGGUCUGUGGAGAUCCCAGAGAUCCCAAGCGCUUCCAUCACCUCCGGGACGCCUUUCUCCUCAAAGAAAGCCGGACGUUGUACGGGGUCUUCUCCAGCUCAUGGGGCAAAGCGGCUGUUUGCAAGUAUUCAAUGAAUGAGAUCAGCUCUGCGUUCAAGACUCCUAAAUUGAAGGGUUACACCGGCCCCCUUUCUGGCUACCGAAUUGGCACGUGCAUUUCACCAAGUUCCCAGACUCAAAAAAAUACCCUGACCAUCAUUAAAGACCACCCCGAAAUAGAGACGGUCAUCUACCCAGAAGGGCAGCAUCCCCUCUACCUGCUCGAGAACAAUGAGAACUACACCAGAGUGGUGGCAGACCGGGUGCGAGAUGCCAGCAACGUCACACGGGACGUCCUCUUCCUUGGGACAGAUCAAGGGAAGAUCCACAAGGUGCUUCAGAAUGGAGAGCAGACAGUGAUCAUUGCGGAGUUAAGCCCCUUCAAAAAAGAAGCACCCAUCUCCUCCAUGGUCCUGGAUACGACUAUGGGCCACCUGUACGUGAGCACCGAGUUCGAGGUGGUGCGCCUCUUGCUGGCAGACUGCGACCAGUACAAAGACACCUGCUGGAAUUGCGUCCUGGCCCGCGACCCAUAUUGCGGGUGGGACCCGAAUGGCAAGACUUGUUCGGCCGUCGCUCAGUCUGGAAACCACACCUCUCUUCGUUUGCUUCAAAGCCUAGACCCGCAGUCCACAGAUGUCUGCAAAGGUGUCGAAGACCAAAAAAACCAGGAAGCUCUCAAGAAAGUGAGCGUGGACCCGACAAGCUAUAUCUAUCUGCCGUGCCCUCUGCGAUCCUACCACGCCACCUACACUUGGAUAAAGGAUGACUCCAAGGAGUACCCCUGCUCCAUAGACAGGGAAUCCUGCACUCUUCAUUUCGGGGAGAGCAACCCCAUGGGCCAGGGCAUCUUCAAAUGCACCUCCAAGGAAGAAGGCUACCGAGAGGAGAUCACCGCUUACGAGGUCACGCUCAACGGCGGCCGGAUGCCGGAGGUCUCCCUGGUGGUAGUAGCCACGGGAAUCUUGUUCCUGGCCAUAACCAUCCUUCUCUUGUAGAC
Molecule: messenger RNA, 1883 nt
Organism: Euleptes europaea (tarantolino)
Lineage: Eukaryota; Metazoa; Chordata; Lepidosauria; Squamata; Sphaerodactylidae
Product: semaphorin-7A-like
Exons: 15
Coding region: 1-1881 (626 amino acids)
Biological process (GO): negative chemotaxis; negative regulation of axon extension involved in axon guidance; neural crest cell migration
Molecular function (GO): semaphorin receptor binding; chemorepellent activity
Source: RefSeq, a predicted model, not a curated record